Messenger RNA from Xyrichtys novacula (pearly razorfish), 35767 nucleotides. Lineage: Eukaryota; Metazoa; Chordata; Actinopteri; Labriformes; Labridae. The record is from the annotation of a GenBank genome assembly.
GACGUCUCGGCGCUCCGUCAGAUUGUGUUGAUGUUUUGUGGACCUGGACGGAUGUCGAACGAGACGGUUCUUGUUUUUGUUCAAGCAGACCGCCGAUAACGAGCCGAACCGAGUCCAAUCCGCUCGUUUCUAUUCGUUAGAAGCCUCAGCUCGGUGUUCAGAGCCGAGCCACCGGGCCGGAGGGCGAACACACCGAACCGUUUGAUCCAGAAAGGGAGGACUCGUCACCCUCUGACCCCCUCCCUCCCUGCUUCUGCCUUCCUCACACACACACACACACACACACACACACACACACACACACACACACACACACACACACACACUACGAUGACGAUCCUCCCGAAGAAGAAGCCCAGCUCCGGGGUUGGCGUCUCGGACCACGCCGAUGACAGCGACCGUCGAAGCGGCUCGGACCCUCACCAACACCCGCACCCUCAUGCGGGGCGGACCGGAGCCCGACCGAGGGCUUCCCCUCCGCCUUGGUCCUACCAGCCCGCUCCGCCCUCAGCGAGGGACGACCGGCGAAGCAUCGAGGCGAGCUCCCGGCCGCAGCAGGCCUCUCCGCCGCCCGUCGGCUCCGUGUCUCCGGUAGGGCCCGGUGACGGUCGGGACAGCAGCGGGGGGAUGGUGGCCGGGUCCCGGGGGGAGCUCGUCGUGUCGGCGGGCGUCGUCAGCUGCGGCGGCGGCAUUGGGAGCUGCUGCUCCGGGCCCGGGCUGAGCAAGAGGCGGCGACAGGCGGGCACCUGCUCCGGCGGGGUGGUGGCAGCUCUGGCAGGAGGAGGCCAGCCCGGGGUGACCGGACCGGGAGGAGUGGGGUCCAGCCAGGACACUGAAGAAGGAGCCGGGAACAACAGCGAGGAUGAGUACGAGAACGCGGCCCGGCUGCAAUCCAUGGACCCGGCGACAGUGGAGCAGGUAGGAAGCUAAUUAGCAUUAGCUUUAUAAUAAUAACAUUAGCAACAUGCUAUCGAGGAUGCUAAUAACACGAGCUGAUGUUAGCUCAGGUAAAAACAGGGACAGGUGCGGGACAGGUGAGUUUACAUGAGCUUUAAUAUGAUUCAAUGUCAGCUGAUCAGAGUUUUUACAGUAAACAGAUAAUAUGACAUCAAUGUCAGAGGAAAUAAUUAUAACACCCGUUUUUAAACACCUGUGGAGAGCAGGAUGGCAAUUACAUACUAACACUAAUAACUAGGGAUGCACCGAUCCGAUAUUUGGGUCGGAUAUCUGCUCCAAUAUUGACAAAUCAGCUGGAUCGGAUAUAUGGUGAAUGACGCCGAUCCAGCUUUCCGAUCCCGCCUUUUUUUCUUUUAAUUAAUUGUUCUUUUAAUACAAGUCUUACUUCUUUUUGCUGUGUGCUAAUGUGCAAUUUUUAUUUGUUGAUAAAUAACAUUUAGUAAAUCUAUAUCUGUGUUGUUUUGUUACGUUUUUUAACAAGGCUAAUGUCAAGCCUGAUGCCUUCACUCAUAGGGCAAGGUAUACACUUCAUUCCUUCAACAGUCGUAUAGGAUGGGUGUCGGAUAUUGGCUGAUUGGCUCAGCCCAGGUAUCGAUAUCGGAUUGGAUCGAAAAAAAAAAGAUCGGUGCAUCUCUACUGAUAACACAUUUAAGAAGCAGAUGACAACAGUCAGGUUAUAUAAUUUUAUAAUAAGUGCUCAUUACAAUCUACUUCUCAGCCAGUCACAUUUUUUAGUUUUAAUCUUAAUUAAUGUUACAGAAAGAAAUGCGGUUCUUCAAUAGAUUUCAGAACAUAAUAAAAAUGAAUAAAUAAUAAUAAUAAUAAUCAUUAUUAUAAUGUUUAUUUACAUAGUACCUUACAACAUCCAGAAGGUUGAACAAAGUGCUUUACACAGUCAAAUACACAAAUACAGGAAAAGAAAAAACAUGAUAAGGGUCAAAUGUCACAGGAUAUCAUAACAGUUAAAAGGAAAGAGAACACAGAAACGAUCAAUUAGCAAAUGACACUAGAUAUAAAAAGCCUGUUUAAAUAGGCAAGGUCUAAGAUGUGUUUUAAAGAGUGCUUAUUAAAGAGUGGUUAUUGACAAAAAGUUAUUCAGGGGUUGAAGAGUUCCAUAAUUUUGGUGCUGCUAUUGAAAAGGCACGAUCCCCCCACUGUUUAAAAUCUGAAAAAGGAACCUCCAACAGGGGUUGUUCUGAGGACCAGAGGGCUCUACAGUGUCGUCUAAGCGUUAUUCAGUCAGACAGAUAUACUGGAGCAAGACCAUGGAUGACUUUAAAAACAAACAUCAAAAGUUUAAAAAUGAUCCUGAAUUUGACCGGGAGCCAAUGUAGGGAGAGAAGAAGGGGAGUGAUGUGACUGUGAUGGGGGUGUUGGUUAAAAGGCGUGCUGCAGCAUUUUGUACCAGUUGGAGGCGAGAGAGAGAUGAUUGCUUGAUACCAAUGUAUAGGGAAUAAUCUAUAAUCUAACCUGGCACUGAUUCUGUAAUUUCAUUUAUAUUCAGUUGAUUUGACAUAAACACGAUUUUAUAAAAAAUCCAGUUUUUAAUUUGGGAAACGGAGAUUUAACACUGACUUUAGCACCACCUUUAGAUAAUUUCUUUUAUGUUUCUUCUUUGUUUGUUUGCAGACUCUUAAUCCAGUUAGUCCAAUUAAAUGAACAUAUGAAGAAAUAAGUGUGUACUGUAAUUUUACAGACACAGAUGAGGGUUAUUGAUCGAUCUUUCUUCACUCAUGAGCGACAUAAUAAAUAAUUUUUCUCUAUUAUGGCAAAUACUCUGUUCAUGGCAGUGGAUAACUCCACCAAGUCCACACAAGUAACAGAAACAGGGACAGGUGAGUUAGUAUGAGCUUUGAUAUGAUUUAAAGUCAUCUGAUUAGAGUACUUAACUGCCUUCAGACUCUGAAUUAAAUGUAGAAACCUAAAACAGAAAAUAUGAAAUCAAUGUAGUUGGAAGAUUUUUUUUUUUUUAAUUAUCAUGUGAUUGACUUAAUACGUAAACUGAGCACUUCAGAAAUUGGCCCUUUAAAUGAUACUUGGACGGUCAGCAAAUCCUCCUGGCUGCUUCGCUGACAAGAACCAAUCACAGGCCAAACUGCGUUCCAUUAUUCCAUUAAUGCGCACACUCUUCACGUGUACUUGGAGUACUUGGAGAGCCUGUGGUAGCAUUGCAAAGCUGCGAGAACGAGAAGCAGGACUUAUCCACACCGGUGUUGUGCCGUAGAAUGCACCCCUGCGGUAGAAUGCCCCCCUGACGAGAGCGCGGUUGAAAGUACAUAACAAGGCAAAAUAAUCCAAGUUUUCCUUACCGUUGGACAGAUUCAAAAGCAUGUGCCUUUAAUGAUUUCAUUCAGGUUAUUCAGAUAAGCCGAAAACAAUAGCCCUCUGAUUCAGAAUAUUUGCUGUCCCGAAAGUAUAUGGUUUUCUACCUUGACAUCUUACUGUACAUUUUAUAUACCCAAGUACACCUCGAUAUGUGCAUUUUUGAGACACAUUAAAACAGAACGAAAGUUUGCUAGUAGUAGGGUUAGGUAUCGAGGAUCGAGUAUCGAUGUGGACCGGGACUAAUAUUUUGAUUCUUCCGGUAUCGUUCAAAUAUUAAAAUUUCGAUUCCAAGUUUUGAUGCCGGAGUCCACUGACCGGAAGAAAUAGCCGCCGAACAUCAACGACGAAGACGCCGCUUGACAACAAAGAGGACGGAGCGUAUGAGACGAAGCCACACAGAAAGUGAAGAGAGAUAAAGAGUGAAAGUACAUUGCAACCCACAGCAAUGCAGCCGCUGUGGGUUACAAUGCACUCUCUCUCUCUCUCUCUCUGUCUCUCUCCUCUCUCUCUGUGUGGCUUUGUCUCACACGCUCCAUCCUCGUUGGUGUUCGGCGGCUUCUUCAUUGUUGGUCAAAAGUUUGACUAACUUUAGCUGGAAGAAUGAACUCUUAUCUCAAUGCAACAUUAGCAAUACAGUUAUAUUAUGCAAAGGAGGGUAAACGACCAACAUGAUUAAACACCUCAGGAUUCAUGAAGGAGAAAUACCCGAUUGCUCGUCUUUGACGCGCUUCGCCGGUGUUGUGACAUAGAAUGCACCCCUGACGGGAGCGCGGUUGAAAGUACACAACAAGGCGAAACAAUCCAAGUUUUCCUUACCAUUGAACGGAAUCUAAAGUGUGUGCCUUUAAUGACUUCAUUCAGACUAUUCAGAUAAGCUGAAAACAAUAGCCCUCUGAUUGGGAAUAUUUGCUGUCCCGAAAAUAUAAUGUUCUCUACCUUUACAGCUUACUGUACAGUUUAUAUACCCAAGUACACCUCUAUGUGUGCAUUUUUGAGACACAUAAAAACAAAAAAGUUUACUGCUCCAUUUGACAUGUUUUCAUGAUCUAAUACUCGUGUUUUUUUUAAAUAUGAGAUCAUUGUCUUCCACUAAGAAGCUAAUGAGUUGAGGGGAGGCAUUCUACGGCAGGGGUGCAUUCUACAGCACAACACCUGUUUUCCGCUAACCAGUCAGGAUAAGAUAAGUGAAACAAUAAAUUACUUCUGUCCUCUGCUAACUUUGAAGCGGUAAACAAAUUGUACUGUGUACGGUGGGUCAACUUAAAUAUCCAACUAACAUUAGCCCUCAUACUUUUUCAUAGACAAACGACCUGACAACAAAAAUUGAUAUUUAUAUACUGGUUGAAAACAGCCCUGUGAGAAAUUCAUAGUAAAGUUCUUAAAAAGUUAAUAGAAUUUGAAAAUUCAUGGAGAAGUUCAGAAAUUUCAUCCAAAAAGAAGAGCUCCGGUUAGCACCCUCAUUCAAACUAUGCUUUUUUUUUUUUUUUUUUUUUUGAUAUCCUGCCUUUUAAAAGAAUCGAAAUACAGAAUCGAUGGGAAUCGGAAUCGGAAUUGGAAUCAUUCAAAAUCAAACGAUACCCAACCCUAGCUAGUAGUCAUGAUCCAAAUACUCGUGUCUUUGUAAAAUAUGAGCUAAUUUUCUUCCACUUUAAGAAGCUAAUGAGUGGAUGGGAUGCAGGGGUGCAUUCUACGGCACAACACAGGGGACAAGGCAGACCAGAGCGUAGCGUACACAUUUACCUGCAUUUACCAGCAGAUUGAAUUUGGUGAGUAAUGUUUUCAGUCAUUUUCAUAUUUUGUGGUAUAACAAAGUUACAGCCUUUCGCUACAGCUUGCGUCGAACACUGCCAGAGCUAGCCAAAUCUCCGGUGAAAAAUAGCUCCCGUUUGCUAAAUAUUAAGUUAGCGUCAAGCUUGUGUAGUUAAUGGUAACAUAAAAGAAGAAACACAAGCUUCUUUCUUAUAUCUCUGUAAUUGGUAUUUCGGGGACGUGUGAGGAUAAUAUUCACGUGAGGGGCUGAAAAGGCUGAAGGUGAAGUGGUAAACUCUAGAACUUGUUGUCCUAUGCUUUGGCCCAUGCUUGAAGCCUUUUGUGACAAAAUAAAAACAUGUGAACCCUGGUCUUUUUAACACUCCUUUUCGCCACUGAUGUUAUUCAUUGAUUCAUUAAAACGUAAUGGUUUUAAACCAUCUAAAAUAGCGAAAGCGGGCGUCUCGCGUUUACUGCUCUGGCUCCAUCCGUUGACAAGACGGGGCGUCAGUUUUUUUCGGCGCGACAUUAGCAUGAGAGAAGACAAGAGGGAAGAGUGUGUUACGAAAGGCUUGCAGUAUGUUUAGACCAAAAGCUACUAAAGCUGUUGUGUAAAUCGCUAUGUUGCUAUUAUUUUUAUAUGGCUGUCAAGAAACUGGGAAAGUGAGAAGCAGGCAAGGCUGAGGCAUGUGGCCACUCAGUGUAAAAGGCCAUGGAGACUCUGGUGGCCCAGGCAAAAAGAAAAAGUGAUCAAUUGGACUUGGUACUGGAUCUAUUGGAAUUGCAUGUAUUGUUCUCCAGUCUGGCAGGGCAUACAUUGAUCUAAAGUGCAGGAUAUUAAGUCUUUAAUUUUUUCUUUCUGUUUUCUUUUUUUCUCUUUAAAUUAUUGUUUAUGUGGCCUUGUACAAACAGUUUUGAACACCUCUCUCUGACUCAUCUAACUCAUUUAGCUUCUGUGAAAGUAAACUUUGUUUCUAAAUAAAAUAUGGCCAGCACAAGAUGUGUGUGUGUGUGUGUGUGUGUGUGUGUGUGUGUGUGUGUGUGUGUGUGUGUGUGUGUGUGUGUGUGUGUGUGUGAGUGAGUGAGUGAGACUUGGAGUGUUUUUGGCGCCUCCUGCAGAUCACCGAAACACAAUGUGGGUGGACAGAGCUCAAUAUUUUGUUGGGUUGUACAGUGUACCGGAACGUAUUUCCUCCGCACCCUUCUCACCUUUUCAACCCCUGACCCAUUUUCAUGCCUGUUUAAAGCAUCUGAACUAAAAACAAAAAAAUAUAUAGAUUAGUUCAACAUUUUAUUAACAUACAAAGUAAAUAACAAAGCAAAUUGAAUAAGAUACACUUAGAAAAAUCUAAAAAAACAUUUUAACUCAACAGAACAACAAAUGUAGAUAAUACUAGAUAAUACAGUGUACAAGUGUACAACACAAGUGUUUUUGCAGGUAUGUAAGACCCAAAAUAAACAAACCGCCCCCUCAGGGAUAAUGAAGAUGCUUUAAAAUGUAAACAUUAGGUGAUGUAAACGUAGAUGAUACGCAUACCCGCCAACAUUUGGGUUAUAAAAUCCAGGAGUUGUUUGCGGCGCACGCUGGGCAGUUUUGGGGUGACCUUGUAUUAGUGCUGGGCGAUAUGGAAAAAAAUGUAUAUCACGAUAUGGAUCAUUUUAUAUCACGAUAACGAUAUAUAUCACGAUAUAGCUAUGGUAUGCUUUCAGUUCUAUGAAAAAUGUAAGUGUAUACAGCUGCACUAGUACAGUGCCAGUACAAGACCAGCACUUAAAACUAGAAAAAUGAAUAAAUAAAUACGUGGCUGAAGUGCGUUCAUGUCUGUGCUCACCCAAAGUUAUGCAACACUCACAGAAAACGCCGAUAGUGUGAGCCAAAGCACUCCAUAAUAAUAAUAAUAAUAAUAAUAAUAAAUUUAAUUUGUAAUGCACUUUACAUUUACAAAAAAAAAACAUUUACAAAAAGUGCUACAGUACACAGUAAAAAAGAGCAGCAACAAUAAAAAAAAGCAAUAGAAUGACAGUCAUAGAUUGGCAUAAAAAAAAUAAAAAAUAUAGAGUUGCAAUGUAAGAGGCAAGGUAGUAAAAGCAUAAAGCAUAGAGGAAAACUAAUCAAAGGCUUUAUUAAAAAGGUAGGUCUGUAGGGCUCUUUUGAAGAGGUUGUUCACACUGCUAGAUGUUUCUCCCCCAAAGCUGCUCUCUGCCUCCAUCAUUGUUUACUUAUUCUUGAAGCACGUAGCAAGACCCGAGCAUGAAUCCGAGCGGUUUAUUCGUCUAUCAGGGGCAGACAGGUAAGGUGAUUUGAUUCGCCACGACUUCAGAAAUGAUUGAAAAACUACAGAAUGUCACAAAAUUACGUUUCCUCGCUGCUGGCUUGAAAGGUAGAAAUGCGCAGCCGCGCUCCCAGCUGGCAGGAAGUCAAACCACUGUUGUAGUUCUUUUGUGUUGCUAGCGCGGUCAAGAGUGUUGGCUCUCACUGAGAGAUGACUACAAAAAUGGACGCACCUGUUCAUCUGGUUGUUAAACACGGCUGAAAAUGAUCAUCUUUUAAUGUUGUUCCCGCUCCUGCCCACUCCCGUUGCUUUUUUUCCCGUCCCGUCCCGAUCAAGGGAUUAAUUAAAAAAUGACUCCCAUCCCAUGGGAUUCCCGCGGGAAUCACGUGACCCACGGGAAUUCCCGAAAAAUGUCAUACUCUACAGGGAAGGUCCCGGAGCAGAUGAAACAGGUGCCGGAGCGGCUGAAAUAGCUCCCGGAUCCGAUCAAAAGAGGUCCCGGAUCGCGCUCCGACUUGCUCCGGCACAAAUUAAGCACUGCUUACAAUGAUCCCCUCACGUGUGUAACCCAGGUAACCCGCAACGGCGGGAGACGCUGGACACGAAGAGGGCACGUAAAGCGGCGUCAUGUCGCAAAAUCGAAAGAGAAAUGCAAGCCUACAUGUCAACGCAUCCUUUUCAUUGUUUUCUUUCCCGUUCGACACCAAAUACACUUACUGAAUGUGCAAUUAUUGUUGUUGUUACUAUGAAUCAUCUGAUGGCACAAGCCCUAUGGAUAAAAUACAGCCUAUCGCCCGAAACGAUAAAAAUAAAAAUGGCACGAUAGACAUUUUCUAUCGUGCCCACGAUAUCUAUCGUCCUAUCGCCCAGCACUACCUUGUAUGGUGGAUAUGAGCUAAUUAUGUGAGUAUUUGUAAUUAAAUUGCUCAUCCAAAUAAGUAUAAGUGAAGCUGCACACUUUUGUUUUGUUUUAACAAUAACAAAUGGUCAUAAAAUGAUUAAAGGUACGAUAUGCCUUGAACUUAUUUAGUCCACUAAUAUUAGUGUUAAAGUCCUCAUAUGUUUUACAUGCGCUCCCGUAUGAGGCUCUCUGAACAUCUGUGCAUGAAACACAGCACUCUUUAAUCCGAGGCUGCCCUGAACGCAUCACUCUCGCGUAUCUCGCGUUUGUUUCCCUUUUAUCGAAAUGUUCAUUUUGCAACAAACACUGCUUAAAUAUAGUUUACAGCUUAAACUGACCUGAAUCAUCCCAAACUGUAAAGUGAAAGUAUCAAUCCAGUGACUGUGAGGCUCAGCAGAAACACAGGACUAUCUCCGGUUGUCUGGAAACCUGGAAACUUGACAGACAAAUAUAGUGACCCGAUUCAUGAAUGAAUGCAGACUAUGCUACGAGAAAUUCCCGGGAGAAAUGACAAUACAGGGGGUGGGCGGGAGAUAGGUCUACAAUAUGGGGGGUGGGCGAGAGAUAGGUCUACAAUACUGGGGGUGGGCGGGAGAUAGGUAUAAUACGGGGGGUGGGCAGGAGAUAGGUCUACAAUACGGGGGGUGGGCGGGAGAUAGGUCUGAAAUACGGGAGAGUCCCGGGAAAAGCAGGAGUGUUGGCAGGUAUGGAUAUGAUUGACUACUGCUUUGGUUUGGUGGCUGCACCGCUAGUUGUGGCUAAACUGCUAAUGCUACUUGUACCGUCAGCAGUGGCAGGCUGUACAGACUCCGCUCGCAUUUUCAUGCUUCCCGCAUAAUCACUCGGGAAGAACAGAUUUGUUAUGUUGCCGGUUUAUUGGCUUAAUUGCUCGACGUCACUUUGGAGAGACGUUGAAUAACUUCUCAAUUAAAGCAUCUUCUGAGGAUGACUCAAAGUCAUGGCUCACAUCUAUUGUGCUGCCCUCAGCUCCACGUUUAGCUCCAUGUUCUGGCAUUCAGUUUACUUCUACGGUAACUUACAGAAAUGAGCAGGAAAAGCCCGACUCUGAUUGGCUGUUGUGACACAUUUCCGCCAUGUUUGAUCGAGAACAUAUGCUCACAGCUGAUCACUGUGAUCGAACUGAAAUUUAUCACGAUCAUCGAUCACGAUCAUAUAACCGCCCAGUCCUAAGUGUACAUGCCUGCAUAUUAUCUCUUUAUUUGUACUUAUUUUAUCUAUUAUUUAUCUCCUCUUUUUAAUUAACUUUGCACUGGAGUUCCUGUGACAAUAAGCAAUUUCCCCCUGGAGAUUAUUUAAGUAUUUCUGAUUCUGAUUUAAAAAAAAAAUAUAUAGUUUUUAUUUAGGAAACAGAGAUUUAACAGCACCACCUUUAAAACUGGACCAGAGAUAAUUCCUUUAUGUUUGUUUGUUUGUUUGUUUAGUCCAAUUAGUCCAAUUAAAUGAAUAUAUUAAGAAAUAAGUGUGUACUGUAAUUUUACAGACACAGAUGAGGGUUAUUGAUCGAUCUGUCUUCACUCAUGAGCGACAUAAUGAAUAAUUUUCCCUAUUAUGGCAAAUACUCUGUUCAUGGCAGUGGAGAACACCAACUACAUUCACGUGUCAUGUUAUUUAAAAUUAACCGAUCUUCAUUAACCCUCAGGUAGUCAUGGCAACAGGACAGGUGACUUAUCAGUAAAGUAAUAAGAGAGACUUCGGGAUUUAUUGGUGCUGAACUUUAAUCAUUGUUUCCAGAUUCUUGAUGAUAAAAUCUGUUUUGUUUUUUUUUUGUUUUUUUUGUAGGAAGUACUGUAAAUCUUUUAAGUUUUUGUUAAAAUGUUAUGAAAUGAGGCUUAAUCACAGUUCAGGUUCCACACAAUAAGACCUCUGAAAACUGUUUUAAACUCAACUCAGCGCCUCAACCUGCACACAGCACUGACACAGAAAACAUAAGUGUGUGUGUUUUUAAUCAAUAAAUCUUUGUUUAUAUACCGACUAUUCACAACCAAUGUACUCCAAAGACGCCUUACCAAAAAAAAAAAACUGGUCUGGACCAGACUCUAUUAACAAAGACCCAAAGACGGGAUCAGACUGAGCCCCCAUCCUCUCAGAUCAGACCCACUCUGAUCCACCUUAACCCAGCAUGAGAUUUAGAGAGGAAGAAUUUCCUCUAACAGGUAGAAACCUCGAGCAGAACCAGGCUGAUGUUAGACCCUCAUCUGCUGAGAGAGAGAGAGCGAUAGAGAGAGAGAGAGCGAUAGAGAGAGAGAGAGAGAGAGGGAGAGAGAGAGAGAGGGAGGGAGAGAGAGAGAGGGAGAGAGAGAGAGAGGGAGGGAGAGAGAGAGAGAGGGAGAGAGAGAGAGAGAGAGAGAGAGAGAGAAGCAGCAAAACAUGUGAAUAUAUGCCAUCACAAAAGAGAAGAACUGCUGAAGAUGACCUGAACAGCUGCUCCAGAGUUUUUCACUGCAAACAUUAGGGCUGGGACGAUAUGGUUUUCUCCUGAUUCAAUUCUUUUACAAUUUUUUUGAUGCCAAUUCUAUUUAAAUUGUGUUAGGAUGAGUUUCUUUAGCCAGUCAUGUCAGCCUUUAGAGUGGUGGAGCUGUGUCACUCAAAUACCCCAGACACUUUGGUGUUAGAUUGCUGGAGCCGGGGGCCUCCUACAACCAUCCCUGAGCAAGGAACCCUGUACACAUUAUUUACAUCAUACAGGUCCCCAAAAUAUGUUCUGUCAUGAUAUUUCCUUCUUGGGACCUUCCACAUGUUCAUCUAAGGCUUUUGAAACAUGUUGUCCUUUGUUUUUACCAUACAUGGAUUUCUCUUCGGGUCAACUAAAUACCAACAGUAUGUUUAGGAUUGUGAACCGCUAUAUAUACUUGAAUGGUCUUGGACCACUCUUUGCUACACUUGGGGUGGUCACACUUGUGUUGCACUUUGGUCACACUUGUGGCCUGCUAAAUCUGUAACCCAGAUAUGUAAUCAGUAAAGCUUGUCAAAAUGACCAUUCGUGUGGACCUUCGAUUCUUUCUAGUGUGAACCUGGGCUAGGCAUCCUUACAAAUUGUGAUUCUACAAUAUUGUCGAUUUUCUCAAUUUUUUUAGUCUGCAUUUUUAACACCAAUAAAACAUGAUUGUGAUUGUCUACUGACUAUUCCAGGAACCGUAUUUCCCCCAAAAAUACACAUCACAUGUAAGUCAGUUUUUAAGAUUUAUUCUUCAAUUAUAAAAAAAUCCAUUUUUGAACAUAAAAAUCAAUUUAAAAAUUGUACAAAAAAUCGUUAUACUUACGUGAAUCGAUAUUUUCUCCCACCUGUAGCAAACAUGAUACUGACACUAUUUAUUCAUUUUUAUUACUAUUGUUAUAAUUGUUUUUAUUACUGUUACUAUUAUUGCUGUAAUUGUUAUUAUUUUUGUUUUAAUACAAGUGCAAGAGAGAGAGAGAGAGAGAGAGACAACAACAGCCGUACCCCUGUGUUGAUUUUUGCUGACUUUGGUGUUUUUUUAUUUUUUUUUAAUAAUUGAUGAAUCAAAGACGUAAAACAGAAAAUAAAAGUGAGCGAUUUUUGUCCUUCUGAGGGUUUGGAUGCUGUUGCAGACUGUGACUGUAAACAGACAGAUUUAUUUUAAUGCAAAAACUCUAACAAAAUCAAGAUUCAAGAUCAAGAUUAGUUUAUUUUUCAUGUUCAUGUUGAACAAGGUCAACAAUGCAAUGAAACGCCCCGCAUGAGAGGACCACUUGACUCAAAGGAGUACAGAUAAAACACACAUUAAGUACUAGAGAGGAGGAAUACAAUAAAAUAAGGAUACAAACAAAUAUAUUAAAGACAAUUAAAAGUACAAGGGAAAUAUUUACUAACUGCACAAGUGGUGCAGUAGGUGCUGAGUGUGAAUGUAUGAAAUGGAGGAUAAGUCGGUGGGAUAAAUGAGGUAUAAAACUUAUCAUAUUGCACAUGAUGAAUAAUGGUCUACAAUAUUUAUGUUUUUUAGACAGUUCUACAUUCAAAGUACAACUGUUGUUCUUCAGUUUACUUUUCCAGAGGAGUGUCAGAUUCUGAUCCAUCAGACCUCAGGACAGUCCACCUUUAAUGGACUCAGGUCCAGAGAAGUCUCUGGUGUUAAAGAAAAGAAUUCUGGGUAAAGGAGUUCUGUGAGCUCAGCUGUACUGUUACUGUUUAUCUGCGCAGGUUCACUACACAGCUAAACCUGUGCGUGCGUGUGUGUGUGUGUCUGUGUGUGUGUGUGUUCAGCAGGAGCAUUGGUUUGAAAAAGCUCUGAGGGAAAAGAAAGGCUUCGUCAUCAAGAAGAUGAAGGAGGACGGAGCGUGUCUGUUCAGAGCCGUGGGUGAGUUUUACACACACACACACACACACAAACCUUGAGCUCUCCUCAGGCGUUUCUCUGCAGUUCCUCUGGUCACCAGCAGGUGUCAGUGUUGUGCAGUUGUUGUUUCCCUCAGUCAGAGUUUUACCUUCGAUCCUUCCUGAUUGGUCCUGAGCACAGAACAGAAUCAGAGGUUUUACCCGGUUCAGGAGGAUCUUGGUGGUCCGGUUUUCAGCUCCAGCUGCAGGUUUUGAUUUUGCAGUAAAGAGCUGCCAUGACUCUCUGUGGUCACUUCCUGCCAAAAGUCUGAGGGCGUGUCUUUGUGUUAAAGUUUGUUAUCAUGAUGUCUCAGCCUGGAGCCUCUGCUCUCAGACCCUCUCCUCUGCUGCCCAUGUGGCCAAACCUUCAGGCUUCUGAUUUUCAAAAUAAAAGCUUGUGAAUUUUUUUGGUGUUUUUGAAUGAAGGGGUCAGUCAUGCUCAUGAGAGUUAAAAUGAAAUUUCCUCACUCUGCAUGAGUCGAUGUGUUUGUGGAAAUUCGGGAUGCUCUGAUCAGGAUUCUGGGUUCUGAUCACUGAUCCGAUCUUACUGAAAUCAGUAUCUGCCGAUCCGAUUAUUCCAAUCACUGAUCACAGCAUCAAAAACAGCAGUUGAAGCAUUUCAUUUAUUGUGCAACCAGUAUUAAAUUGGAGAUGAGAAAGUUUUAUGAAUUGACAACAAUCUUCAUUAUUGCAGGGAAUUUGCAACAUUCCACUCUAGAUGCUCUAAUGACCCUCUGAGAGAGACAACUUGAAGCUUACAUAGAAUGUAUAAUCAUAAAUCAAAUAAAAUACUUUUCUUAAGUGCAACAUUGCAUUCAUUAAAGGCUCCUGAACUUGGAGUUUUAACAGUAGCUUUCCUUUGGAGAUAUAAUAAACUGAACUUUGACAAAAUGUGAAAUACGGUUUCAAGUCAUUAACGGAAAAGUGCAGAGCAAUAAAAAAAAAAAAACUAUGUAUCUGUAGACCCUUCUAUAUGUAACUUCAGGGUUUUUUGUGUGUCAUUUGGACAGGUAGAGAGAGAGUCAUAGGCAAGAACACAAAAAAACAAAAAUACAAAUCAUUUUUCUAGAGUUAAUCUAUAACUAUCUCAGCCGAGACAUUUUUGCCUGUGAGAGGCUGUACUGGGGUUCAGACUUACUUCUGAUUAAACAGCAUCAGUGACAGAUUUGUCUUGAUAAUUAUAACAAUAAUAUUAGUAUCUCUGCAUUUUUAGCAGUUAACCUGUUUCUCUUCUCAUCUAUAAUAUAUCCUCAGUGCUGAAAAGUCACUUACAAACACACCAGGUCCAUAUGUCAUUCCUGGAGCUGACUGCGGUGAUGUUGUCCUUCAUGAGGCUCUCAAUGUGCAUGUAGACAUUUUGAUAAAACUCCGUCAGGAAGACGUCAGUAAAAUAAUAUAGGCAGCGACUGUUUGUUUAAGCAUAUGAACUCCAUAACUUAAGCAUUAAUUUCUGUUCUUUUCUUGUUCUCAUUACUGUACGGCUGCCGUUGUUUUAGUAAACUGCUUACAGUCAGCUGGGCGUGUGGCGGACUGGCAAAGCAAUUUCUCUCGAGACAAAGGGCAUGCUCAAACUACAUGACCAUAACAAAGCGAGACAGCCAAUUGCAAGCUGCCUUUUACGUGACCGGAAGAAGAAUGAUUUCUUUCUUUUGGUGGCGUAAAGCCUAUAAUCAUCUUUAUAUUGAGAUAUUUAUCCCUGUAUUUGUAUGCAGAAAUGCAAAACAUAGAUAUGCUAUAUUCAUACAUGUUGGUAAUUCUCACAGAUUUUAACCUUUUUUUUCCUCAUUCUCCUGGAUUUCAUGUCAUUGAUCAGCCUUGUUAGGUCAUUUUGAUAAGUCCAAUCAAAAACGAUCAUAGGCAUAUCGGCAGAUCUAGAUCAGUGCCCAUCAGAUCGGAGCACCCCUAGUUGAAAUCCAACGAUCCCAAAGCAAAAACACGAACAUCCUGAGAUCUACGGAGCUGUAAUCAUGGAUCAGUUCAAACAUCCUCACAAGUUUACUCCGGACCCCUCUAAGGAAAUAUUUAACAAGUUUGACCCUGAGAACUUUCCAUAGCAAAGCCAGGCAGAAGAUUGGGGCUCCAAGUCUGCAGUUAUCCCCAACUCUGGUCUUUAACAGUCCACCUGAAAAUAUCAGGAACAGGUCUGCCGCUGUAUCAGUUUGAGAGGAACCAAACCAGGCCUCAGACAGCAGGGGGCGCCCUGACACUGUGUGUGUGUGUUUGUGUGUGUGCGUGCGUGCGUGCGUGCAUGUGUGUGGGAAAGUAUGUGGAAAUGUGGGUUAGAGUAAAUGACGAUGGUUUCAGGUCCAUUCAGAGUGGAGCUUCUGUUUCAGACAACACCGAUUAUAUUUCUGCACUUAUGUCAUCACACCCUUACCUCUGUGUGUGUGUGUGUGUGUGUGUGUGUGAGUGUGAGUGUGAGUGUGUGUGUGUGUGUGUGUGUGUGUGUGUGUGUGUGUGUGUGAGUGUGUGUGUGUGUGUUACCUGUAACCUCACACCUGUCUUGUUAGAUAAUAACCUUGGUUUGUUCCCGAGUUUCAGUCAGUCGACCUUUUUCUCACACCUUCAGUUCUGUCCCAGUUUAGAGCUCUCAUUUAAAGCCCAUUUUACCCAGAAUGCUCUGGGAGCUGGCCUGCAGGUGUGUGUGUGUGUGUGUGUGUGUGUGUGUGUGUGUGUGUGUGUGUGUGUGUGUGUGUGUGUCAGCUGAUAGAGUGAAGAUGUUGACCUUCAGGAUGUAGAUCAUUGAAGGUUUCUCUGCUGCUCUUGUGUCUCUUAGUUUGUGGUUUAUCGUCCAAAGUGUCUCUUUCACAAUAAGAGCCCCCCUCAAAGUACUGACAUGAUAAUAACACAAAUACUGAGAUUAUAUUAACGAAAUUCAUUCAUCAAAUGAUCCAGGAUAUAAAAGGUGACCUUGAGCGUCUGACCUCUGACCUCUGAAAACGUCUCAGAUGUCGGUGUCUCCUAGUCUAAAUGAAGUUUGUUUCAGUUUAUUUCUGAUGGUUCUCACUUCUGUUUUCAGAGACUCCUUUCUUUACACUGUAUCCCAUUUCACAGAAAAAACACACGCACACACACACACACACACACACACACACACACACACACACACACACACACACACCACACACAUUCACACACACCUGUCCACCUGAAACUGAAACUUGGCAGCUUGGUGUGAAAACAGGUUUUGACAUAUUGAACACAAGAGUUAGUGUGUGUUGGUUUGUGUGUCUGUUUGUGUGUGUGUUAGUAAGUGUGUUAUUGUGUGUGCAUUUGUGUGUGGAUUUGUUUAUCUAGUUAGUGUGUGUUUGUGUGUGAGUAAGUGUGGUUGUGUGUUAGUUUUUGAGUCUGUGUGUAAGUUUGAGUGUUAGAUGUUAUUGUGUUACUGUUUCUUAGUAAGUGUGUUUGUUCAGUAAGUGGGUGUUAGUUUUUGUGUUUGUUUAGUCAGUUAGUUAGAGAGGUUUGUUUUGUUAGUUAGUUAGUUUGUGUGUAGGCCUGUCACGAUAACAAAUUUUGCUGGACGAUAAUUGUGCUACAAAUUAUUGCCGAUAAACGAUAUUAUUGACACCGUUUUUUAAAUUAUAGAUAAUAAUAACAUAUGGCAUAAUAAUGCGAGUACACCAUGUCAAAAGCAAUAAACUUUAAUUGCUCAAGAUUAAGAACUUUGAACUAGGAUGAACAAAUAUAAUAAACAAACAAGACAACCAAAAAACAAUGAAAAUAAAAUGGACCCCCAUUCUGUUUUAACAAAAACUGCAUUCAAAUAAAAACCACAAUCACAACUACAAACAAAAAAAAACAGACCUUGUCUCUGGUACGCAACAAAAACUUCACUCCACACAUAACUAUUAAAACAAUAAAUAAAGUGGAGUCUCGAGUCUGUACACAAAAUUGCACUAAAUAAUUAGCUUUGGGUGCUAUUCCUCAACAGGUCAACAAAGAAAAUGCAUGCGCACCUCAAGCACAAUCAACCCCGCGGAUGAUUGUGCUUGAGGUGCGCAUGCAUGUUCGUCGUAUUUCCCUUCUUUGUCACCAAAACAAAUGCGACAUACGUCCGUGUUCGUGGGCUCACCUCUUUCAUUUUAUUUGAAACCGAAAUGUUCCCACACUGGGGCUGUUGCGUUGGGAUUAGACACCAAAGCUGUCGUUUCAUCAUUCAUUGCGUUUGCUCCGCACUGUGUCAGUACGUCUGUGUGCGUGCGCCCCCCCUCCCCUCCCCUCCCCACCGUGACAAAGAGACUGAAUGACUGACAGGAGGGUUCACUCACUGUGUUCAUUCCGCUAUAGAGCCAACGCACCCAGGUGUCGAGAAAAAUGCGCAGAGUGAGACCUCUUCUCUCAUCCAGCGCGUUUGGUAGCCAGCGAGGAGGAAAACAAACGCACGUCAAUUAUGGAGGCUGGCAAAAUUACCGACCUCGUUUUUAUUUACAGAGCGAUAAGGCGAUUUAUUGAUUAUCGCGACAGGCCUAUUUGUGUGUUUGUUUUGUUAAUUAGUUAGUGUGUUUGUUUUGUUAGUUAGUUUGUGUGUUUGUUUUGUUAGUUUGUUUGUUAGUUAGUUGGUUUGUUUGUUGUUUUGUUAGUUUUUUAUUUUGUUAGUUUGUGUGUGUGAUUGUGCUUUAGUUUGUGCUUUGUUUUGAUAGUUAGUGUGUUUGUUUUGUUAGUUUGUUUUUGUGAAUUGGUUAGUUUGUGUGUUUGUUUCGUUAUUUAGUCAGUUUGUUAGUUUGUGUGUUUGUUUUGCUAGUUAGUUAGUUAGUUAGUUUGUGUGUUUGUUUUGUUAGUUAGUUAGUUAGUGUGUUUGUUUUGUUUGUUAGUUAGUUAGUUAGGUUGUGUGUUUGUUUUGUUAGUAAGUAAGUUAGUUAGUCUGUGUGUUUGUUUUGUUAGUAAGUUAGUUAGUUAGUGUGUUUGUUUUGUUACUUUGUUAGUUUGUCUGUUUGUUUUGUUUGUUUGUUAGUUAGUUAGGUUGUGUGUUUGUUUUGCUAGUUAGUUAGUUAGUUAGUUUAUGUGUUUGUUUUGUUAGUGUGUUUGUUGUGUUAGUUAGUUAGUUAGUUAGUUUGUGUGAUUUUUGUUAGUUGGUUAGUUAGUUUGUUUGUUUGUCUUGUUAGUUAGUCAGUGUGUUAGUUUCUGUGUUUGUUUAGUUAGUUAGUUGGAUGGUCUGGAUGUUUUCAGAUUAAAGUGAUUAAAACCACAUAAUAGAGUUUCAAUAAUACUGGGAUUUCAUAGAUCCACUAUAAACUGAAAACAGGGACUUUACCUUCUGACAGAACAGCUUCACUCUCUCAUAGUUUUCUGUUUGUUGGAUUAUAAAGUUUUUAUUAUAAUUUUUACCAUAAUUUUGUUUAAAGUUUGUUUUGGUUCACAGAUGAUCCGUCCUUAUCUCUGGUGAUCUAAAAUCCAGACUUAUUGACACUUUCAUUUGGACUGUUUUCAGGUCAGAAUAAGACAUCUUACCAACAAAACAUCCUUCAGUCUCAGUGAAUAAUGCUCCUGCUGUAGUAGUGACUGUGCAGCCUGUAGGGGGCACUCUCAGCUCCUCUGUGUGAAGUUCAGGGCAUGGUGAUGCUGCUGCUGCUGCUGGUUACAUGUUUUUAUCUCUCAGCUGAUUUCUGCAUAACAACAACAACAGGCAGAUAAUAUGCACACACACACACAGACACACACACACACACACACACACACACAGAGUCAGCUGAUCCACUGCAUACCAACACUGCUGCUCAGCAACACUUGACAACUACAAACUACAAUCUUUGAAUAUGAAACAAACAACCUGCAGCAGAACUCGGGUCAGAACAGGUUGAACCUGAGACCGACUCAGACUCUCUCUCUCUCUCUCUCUCUCUCUCUCUCUCUCUCUCUCUCUCUCUGAGGAGGAACUGGUUUAUUCAGAGAAAAAGCUGACAGAAAUGACCACAGCUCUAACCGUGUGCGGUCGCUUGUUGCUCUGUGUCCUGGGUGUAUACUUGAGACUGUUGGCGACAUUGUUGUUUUUGAGGUUUGUGAUAGAUUUGAAUUCUUCAUACUUUCUCAUGAUCGUCUCCCGCUCCUCAUUUGAAAAGUCCGCGGUCCAUCGUUCUCCGGCCUUCUCUGACGCUCCGGACUGGUCCAUGUUCAAGAUUGGUCAGAUGUGGCGGGCUCCGCCUUACAUGCGUGCACGUGCUCAUAGCAAAGCUGGAUCCACUUACGAGGUUGACAACCAGCGUUGUAAGACCGUUUAGCGAGACCGCUGGGUACCGCGCUAAGUUAAGCGAGGUAGCCUUGUAGCUACCUCGCUAAGUUAAGCGAGGAAGCUUCAAGGCUACCUCGCUAGGUCAAACUUCCCUCGUAGAAUAUGCCCCAGGCAUGUGUACGUUAGCUUGUAGCACACCUAUUGGUUAUUGAUGAUGUUCAUGAUGUGCUUCCUGAUUUGCUUCAGACAGGAUUAAAGACCUGUGAUGAUACCUAACAGGUUUACAUAGACCAGGAAAAGUCAGGUUAUGUGAGCCCAGCUCCAGUUUCCUGGGGCCUACUCUACGAAGCAGGAUUACUGUUUAGCGAGGUAACUUCGAGGGUAAGUUCGGGGUUUCCUGUUCUACGACACGGGUUCACCUCUUAGCAAGGAGAGUCAUGUUCGAGGUUGGUCAGUUGGCGGGCUCCGCCUUACACGCAUGCCCUCGGCCCCGUGCUAAGUUGAGCGAGGUAGCCUUGGAGCUACCUCGCUCAACUUAGCUCGGUUGAACUUGCUUGGUAGAACAGGCCCCUGGUCUUACAGCUGUUUUUCUCAGGCUUUAUGUUAAUUCUUCUGACACCUUCCCUCCUCUGAAAUAAAAUAUCUUCAUGCUGUUGUUGAUGUUGUUGUUGUUGUUGUUGUUGAUGUUGAUGUUGGUGUUGGUGUUGUUGUUGAUUGUGUUGUUGUUAUGGUUUUUGUUUAUGUUGUUAUUGUUGUUGUUGCUGUCGUUGUACAUGUUGUUAUUGUUGUUGUCAUCAUUGUCGUCCUUGUUGUCUGGUUGUUCAUGUUGUUAUUGUUGCUGUCUUUGUCUUUGUUGUAAUCUUUGUCAUUAUUUUUGUUGUUGUUGUUGUAGUUGUUGUUUUUUCACCGUCGUCAUUAUUGUUGUCAUUUUUAUUGUUGUUGUAGUUGUUGGCAUUUAUGUUGUUAUAGUUGUUGAUGAAAAUGGCGGUGUCUGUUGGCGUGUGAAGGUCAGGCUGUCAGAUGUUCCCGUCUUUGUGGCAUUACUCAGACCCGUUUAGCAGCUCCUGAUUGGUCAGAUAUUCCCUGCAUGCUCCCUGCGUGCCCAUCAUUUCCAUCAUGCACUGCUGCUGGUCACAGUCAGUCAGUGAUCUUUGAUGAAUCAUCUGUUAUUGUUAUAUUCUGUGAAUGAAGUCAUGUUCAGCUGACUGUUGUUGAUUGUCAGAAGUCUGAGCGUCCCUGAACGCAGCACAUGAGGAUGACAUGAGAACGGCUCAUGCUGUGAUGGAGUCUGAACUGGUUUCUCCUCUCAGCUGAUCCGACCUGUCACUCACCCUGAAGGUGUUUUCCUCUUGGUACAAACAUCCUGUCAGGCUGGCCACACUGCCACGUCUGACUCCUGAUACUAUUGUUUUAAAAAUACACAGCUGACAAUCACAUGAUCAACGUUUCCAACAAACAACCCCAGAGACGACUUCUGGUUUCUGCUCCUGCUCCCUGAUUCCUCAUUUCGCCUCUUUUUUCAGCUUCAGGAGAGAUGGAGGGAACCACGGCUCAACUUAUUUAAUGAGAGUUUUUCAGACAUGAACAGAAACUGAAAACUCGAAUAAAGGUCAGAUAAACCGGACAGAUACCAGACUAAAGAAAACCAGAAUCAUUUAAAUGAGAGUAAUCAAUAAGAGUCAAAAGAAGUCUGGGGAAACUAUCCAGGUCAGUCAGAGCGGAUGCAAACUGAACAGACAGAAAGUCUGUAAAUUUAUCGGUCAGUUUUUCACAAUACAGUUGGAUUAACAUACCUGGAUCACGCAGUCAGGGUUAGGUCUGUCCUCCACAUGGGGCCUAUUCUACGAAGCAGGAUUACUGCUUAGUGAGGUAACUUUGAGGGUAAGUUUGGGGUUUCCUGUUCUACGACGCGGGUUCACUUCUUAGCGAGGCAAGUCUCCAUGGCAACGUACGCUGAACGGCUAACCUGCUCCAGGGCAGGUAAGGUUCCAGAUUGAAUUUACCGAGUAUAAAAACCCCAGCCACUGACCAAUGAGCUCUCUUGAAAAAUGGCUUGUCCGUUUUUGGAGGAUCCUAUAGACCUCUGUGCUUGAAUUGUCCGAGGAGCACUCCGGAGUGCAAGGGUUUUCAGGGACCACACGGACCCACUUACUUCUCCGGAUGACCACCUUUAUGAAAAGCUCAUAUGGCCUACAUAUCACACAAAAAAUGUAAACACGAUAGAAAUGAACAAAUUAAUUAAUUUAACUUGGAAAUUAUUUAGAUAAUGUCUGGUGCAUGUUAAAAGCACAUGUUAAACAAAGCUUUUUUUCGGGGUGAUAAUGACAUCAAAGAUUUUUUGCACACUAUAUUUACGCAUUGAGACUGUCAGCAAUUUUCUGCCAGCAAUUCUUCCCUGCUUUUGCAGAGGCGACGGUGUUGCUUCUAAGGUUUAUGAUCGAUUUGAAUUCUUCAUACUUUCUCAUGAUCGUCUCCUGCUCCUCAUUUGUAAAGUACGCAGUCCUUCGCUCUCUGGCCUGCUCUGACGCUCCGGACUGGUCCAUGUUCACAAUUGGUCAGAUGUGGCGGGCUCUGCCUUACAUGCGUGCACGCACUCAUAGCAAAGCUGGAUCCACUUACGAGGUUGACAACCAGCGUCGUGAGACCGUUUAGCGAGACUGCUGGGUACCGCGCUAAGUUGAGCGAGGUAGUUCCAAGUCUAAUGGUCCUCAGUGAUCUAGGAACUGAACAGGCCCGAGUCUGUGAAUGUGUGAUGAGGUCUGAUAUAAACGACGAGAUUCAGCCGUUCAUACGGACAGAGAGAGAGAGAGAGAGGUCAAAAACAGCUGAUCUGUAUUCAUGCAACCAUCUGAGGAGGGAAAGGAUAGAAGGGAGCACUCGGAAGGAAGGAAAGAAGGUGUCUAAGAAGGAAAGAAAGAUAGGAAGGAAGGAAAGAAGGUAUCUAGGAAAGAAAGAAGGAAAGAUAGGAAGGAGCAAUGAUAAAAAAAGGAGGUAUCUAGGAAGGAAGGAAAGAUAGGGGGGAAAAAUGGUAUCUAGAAAGGAAGGAAAGAAGGUAUCUAGGAAGGAAGGAAGAAAAGAUAGGAAGGAAGGAAAGAAGGUAUCUAGCAAGGAAGGAAAGAUCGGAAGGAAGGAAAGAAGGUCUCUAGAAAGUAAGUAAAAAAUGUGUCUAGGAAGAAAGGAAAGAUAGGAAGGAAGAAAAGAUAGGAAGGAAGGAAAGAAGGUAUCUAGCAAGGAAAGAGAGAUAGGCCGGAAGGAGAUAAGGGGCUCUAUUUUGGUGCCUCGCCGGAGACGUGCCGCAAGUGCAGCGUCAGUCAGAUCCGCCGCGCUGACAAGGCGUUCCCAAGCACAUUUUGGUGAGCCGCGCAGCCCGGCAUAAGUAUCCCCCCUCCCUAACUCGGCUCCUCCCAGCACCAUAAGUCGUAGAUGGGGAGGAGAGAGGGUGUGUAGUGGGUUUAACACAGCCGAGACCUGUUUUCACCAAUCACAUAAGCUCCUCUCCUUGCCUUUAAAUCCGCCACAGGCGAGGCGUAUUACUAUUUUCAUGAAGUAGUCAAAGAGAUCAAGAGAUGUCUUAAGACAGUAAUGCCACAAGAUGGCGACAGAGGGCAGCUCCUCAACAAGUGUCCUCCACACUCUCUCAUAUGAGCACAGAUGGAUUUGGUGUGUGUAAUGUUGGACCCAGUGGUAAGACAAACACCCUUUUCCACAAAUAAAGACACUCAAAUAAAGUUGCUCAUAUUCAAACCUCACGUGACAAAGGUGGGUUUAGCGCACAGAUUACAACAUAAAUUCCAAAAAUGGCAUUAAAAUCGGAACCAUCUGUGCGUAAAUGACGCAUCGCGCUCCGUGGCCUGGCUCUUUCUUUCAUAGAUGUUGGCAUAUAAAAUAAAUUUGGCUGACAAAACUGAAUAUUAUAAUAUCCAUAUGUCGGCUUAAAGUAGAUAACGCAUCUGAGCACUGAAACAAAUCAUCUGUUCAGCCGCAGCAGCAGCAAGACGGACAGAGGACAUGGAGACGUGUCCAGGUCGAGCUGUGCGAGAAAUAAGAGGAAGAGGAAGAAAGAAAAGGAGGGAGACGAAUUACAUAUCUUGUUAACUUCAUCAUGUGUGUAUAUUUACUAGAUAUUUAAUUUAAUUUGAUGCGGUUUCAGCUGUGUUGAUUCGGUCAGGUUGUGUGUCCAAACGCGUGCCAAACGCGCUCAUCAGAUCACAUAUAGAUCAGAAUAUAUCUAUAUAGAUCCAAAUGUAUGUGCUGACUCAGAUUAAUAGUUGUUGAUGAUUAUUUAUUGCACUGAAAUGUGCCUGACACUGUGGAAACCUGCCGGUGAGGCAUCAGUGACGUAUGUCGAUACGCCGCCGGUCUACCAAAAUACUACUGGACCAGCUGCGUUCCGCCUUGUGCUGAAAGCUGACCAGGUUUGAAUCGGCGAGCUUUCAGCGCACUUUACACGCCGGUGGCGAGCACGAAAAUGUCACUGCGCCAGCUGAUUCUGUCGACACCUCCCCCUGCCACGCCACCACGCCCAGCUUGGCAGAUCUCGGCUCGCCUCCGUGCGGCUCAGUCCACGAAAAUACCAAACUGGCCUUACGCCGGGCUCCGCCAGACGAAAAUACAACUGCGCGGGGCUCGCCACCCUCCGCCGCCUCACCGGCGCGCACGAAAAUAGAGCCCAAGGUGUCUAGGAAGGAAGGAAAGAAGAUACCAAGGAAGGAAAGAAGAAAUCUAGAAAGGGAAGAUAAGAAGGACAGGUAGAAAGAAAAGAUAGGAAGGAAGGAAAGAAGGCUUUUAGGAAGAGGAACGAAGGUAUCGAGGAAGGAAAGAUAGGAAGUAAGGAAAGAAGGUAUCCAGGAAGGGAAAGAAGGUAUUUAGGAAGGAAGAUGGGAAGGAAGGAGAGAAGGCAAUUAGUAAGGAAGAAAAAAAAGGUAUCUAGGAAGGAAGGAAAGAAGGUAUCUAGUUAGGAAGGAAUAUAGGAAGGAAGGAAAGAAGGUAUUUAGGAAGGAAGGAAAGAAGGUAUCUAGGAAGGAAAUGAAAGAAGGUAUUUAGGAAGGAAGGAAUAUCGGAAGGAAAUAAAGAAGGUAUUAAGGAAGGGAAGGAAAGAAGGUAUUGAGGAAAGAAGGAAAGAAUGUAUCUUGGAAGUGAAGGAAAGAGGUUAUUUAGGAAGGAAGGAAAGAGUGGAUGAGGUAAGUGAAGAUGGAGAGAAAGGAGGUGGAGGGCUCAGCCGUAAACUUUUCUCGGUGUGUUUGCGGCGUGUUUACGGCGUGAAGUCCUUGUGUCACUCUGACUCAGUGAGUGCUCAGCUCUCCGUGGGUCAUGUAACCAAUGACCUGUCAAUCAGUCCCAUGACCCAGUUAAGAGGGUCAGCUGAAGAAAUGGCCUCUGAGGUCAUAUCCUGUGUGUGUCAGCGGUGCAGUCAUGUCAGGAGCAGUCAUCCUGAGGAGGGGUCACCGACCUUUGACCUCUGCUGGCGUCCUUGUCAGUGAAAACUUAGUUCGUUUUGUCCUCUGGCGCUCUCUGCAUUCGUCCCUGUGACAGUAACCACAUGAUCUCCAUGACCCGCCCCCUUUUUUUUGACCUGACAGGUGGGUUCUGAGAGAACUGAGAACUGACCUGGACUCAGCGCAAACACACACACACGCGUGCACACACACAUGCACACAGGGCAGUUUGCAGGUUGUGUGCGGUUGCUGACGUUUAUCGGGUUUAUGGUUAUUGUGGACAAAAAUAAACAGGAAAUGACUUUCCAGAAAAACAGGAAGUUCGAUUUCUGCAGAAGUCGAAAUUAUGGGUCAUGUCAGAUCUUACCUGCUCACAUGACAUCACUUCUCUGCUCUGAUUGGUCGGUUUCCUUUUGACACAAACAUAAGUGGAUUCAUACGAUACAGGUGUUUAAACUACAGUACCCAUAAUGCUCUGCUGCACUGGUUCUCCUGGUCAGGGUGGAUCCGGUCUGCAAGGUUCAGAUUAGAACUUUAUCGACACCAGCAGCCAAACCAGCUGAUCAGACUCUGCCCCCUCCUGAUAAAAGCACCCGAGCUGACCAAUCAAGGUCUUGCUGCAGUUUCCUCUGUGUCUGUGUGUGUGUGUGUGUGUGUGUGUGUGUGUGUGUGUGUGUGUGUGUGUGUGUGUGUGUGUGUGUGUUCUGUAGAAGUCUAUCUUAAGUGUUUCUCCGGAACUUUCUCACAACUUCCUCUUGUCACUUCCUUCUUUUUCUCCUUUCCUCCUCUCCUUUAUUACCUUUCUUAUCUCCUUACACCCUCUCCUUCCAGCCUUUCCUUUUCUUGUCUCCUUUCUCCUGAACCUUGUUUCAUCCUCUUUCACUUGCCUUGUCUCUUAUCCUCUGCUAAUUUGUUUCCUUAACUCCUCUCCUCUUAGCUCACCUUCACUUCCCUCUUUAUUUUUUCUUCUCCCUUGUUUCCUCCUCUCCUCUUAUGUUGCCUCCUGUAUUUCAAUUUUAAUAACCUUUAUUGACAUGACUGUUUAAACAAUUUUGCCAAAGCAUUACAUUAUAACAUCAAUAAUAAUAAAAAUAAUAAUAAUUACAAUUAUAAUAUAAAAUAUAACAUCAAUAAACAGUGUCUGUAUCCUAGAUUCUUAUCCCUAGUCUCCUCCUCUCCUCUAUUCCUCCCAUUCCUCUCCUCUCUUCUCCUCCUCUCCUCUCCUUUCCUUUCCUCUCCUCUCCUCUCUUUCUCUCCUCCUUUCUCCUCUCCUCCUCUCCUUCUCCCUCUCCUCCUCUCCUCCUUUCCUCUCUCGUCUCCUCUCCUCUCCUCCCAUCCUCUCCCCUCUCCUUCUCCUCUCUCCUCCCCUCCUCUCUCCUUUCCUCCUCUCCUUCUCUUUCCUCUCCUCUCCUCCUCUCCUUUUCUCCUCCUCCCUUCUCAGUGGAAUGGUAAAGUGUUUGUCUCGUCUGUUUCAGUGACUCAUUUGGUGAAUCUGCAGGGAGUUUCCCUCUGACUCACAAACGUUCAGAUGGUUUAAAUGAAUUCAGAGAUCUGACAUUUCAAACGCUGAUGGACUGCAGCCAGUUAUUCUGGUUCAGAAUCAGCUGAGGUCUUUUAAUUUUAUUGAUUUUUAUUUUAGUUUUAAUUUUAAUUUUUAAUAAUUGUAGUUUUCAAUUUAUUUUUUAUAGUUUUAGUUUGAAUAAUUUUAGUUGUAAUUUUGGUUUUAUUUGACAUUAAAUUAUUUUAAUUUUAAAAAUUUUAGUUUCAAUUUUUGUUAGAACAAUUUUAUUUUUAAUAAUUUUAGUUUUUUUUAACUUUAAUCAUUUUGGUUUUUAUAGUUUAAGUGUUAAUAUUUUUAAGUUUUAAUUUUAGUUUUUAUUUAAGUUUUAACAAUUUUUUUUUAUAAUUUAAGGAAUAAUUUUAGUUUGAAUGAUAUUAGUUUUAAUGAUUUCAGUUUUUAUUUAAGUUUUAAUAAUUUUUUUUAUAAUUUUAGUUUCAAUAGUUAAAGUUUUAAUGAUUUUAGUUUGAAUUUAAGUUUGAAUUUCAGUUUUUCACACAUCAGACUCAGAAAAGUCAAACCCUUGACAGAUCAGGAAGAACCGCGAGCUCACGGAUCUGUGUUCGCGUCCCGCCGUCUGCCUGUUGUCUGAUAAACAAACUCAGCUGGUCACAUGACCGCGGCCUUGUCAACACUUCAAACUGCAUGAACCUGGAGGUGCACACACGUGCAUGCACACACACACACACAUGCAGUGGUAUGCAAAUGAGCCUCACUUUGGUCUGAUUUCCAGCAAGUCACAUGGUCUGUAACCACGGCAAUUCUCAGAACCCCCCCACUACUUCCUUUUUCUCACUAGCACUGCAAGUGUGUAUAUGUGUGUGUGUGUGUGUGUGUGUGUGUGUGUGUGUGUGUGUGUGUGUGUGUGUGUGUGUGUGUGUGUGUGUGUGUGUGAUGUCAAGGAUGGAGGUGCUGAGAAUACACACACACACACUCAAAACAAAACUAACACACUCAGAUGAGCAGCAGCAGGUGUGAACAAACAGGGGAGUCACUGCUGGACUCAUCAUCCAAUGUGUGUGUGUGUGUGUGUGUGUGUGUGUGUGGACUCUCAUUGUGACACUUCAGUGAAAGUUAAAGGAUCAGUUCUAUUUUUUUGUAAACCUCGCUGUCUUCCCCUCUGACUGUCAGUUAGGCUCCACCCUCCCUGAACUGGAGCCGUCUGUUGGUCUGUGUUAAAGUCAUGUCUUCUCCAAACUGUCAUCACUUCUUCACUUUAAGAGUUUCACAUUCGUUUUCAUGAUAAUCCUCACUAAAUUAAAGAUUUUAAUCCAGUUUAAGUGUUUUUACUCAGAGAUUCAACUCCUUAACGUUAAAUCACAGACUGAAGAAACUAAAGAUCAGAGUAGGGAUGUAGCGAUUACCGCUAAAAUGAUAAACCAUGGUAAAAUGUCUGACGGUUAGUACUACAGUUUCAAAUUGUAAUUACUGUUAAAACCGUGUUUGAUCACCGCAUUCUGGAAAAGCUCACAGUGAUACUGCUCAGUUUUGAUAAAGAGCAGUCACACGCAGCCGUCCUUUGGACACAGGUGUGCCGUGAGCAUGCGCACUGCAACUGCACAUACAACUUGUAAACAUGGCGGAGGGCAGUUCUGCUGACCGUAUUGCAGAUAUUUUUCUGCUGUCAAAGAAAACAAAGUUGAAGUCUGGGCGUAUUUCGGCUUCUACAAAGGCUUGCGAGGGUUGUCAGGAAGCAUUUGUGCAUCCUAGUACAGAUUAGUACAUUGAGGGGAAGGAUACACUGAAAGGGAAAUUGCAAAACGCCUAAAGGUGUCCAACAAAGGAGUUCACUACACUCUAAAAUGACUUGAGGAAACUGGGAGUUAUGAUGAUAGGAAAGGGCUGGAAGAAAAAGGGUCACUACAAAAGCAGAGGAUAAACAUAUUAUUGUCAUUAGUAAGAGAGAUUGGUGAAAAACAGCACCACAAAUAAAGGAGGAAAUCAAGGUCUAAAGGGUUUUGUAUCUGCAAAAUUACACUUCUUUGUCCACAGAACAAGAAAAAAAGAUAUGAUUUGGCAAAAGCUCACAAAAAUUGGACCUAUGAUGACUGGAUGACAAGUCCUCUGGACGGAAGAAAGCAAGUUUGAACUAUUUGGUUCAAAACUGAGAGUCUAUGUCUGCAGAAAAACUGGUGAAUGUCUCAAAGCACCAUGCGUAACACCCACAAUAAAGCAAGGAGGUGGUAGUGCCAUGGUAUGGGCUGUUGCAAAUUAUUCUGAUCUUUUUUUGUACAAAUUUGAUCUUGCUUCCAAACUUUUGGCCUGUAGUGUGUAUAUAUAUAUAUAUAUAUAUAUAUAUAUAUAUAUAUAUAUAUAUACACUACAGGCCAAGGCCAUUACAGGCCGAACAGUUGGGAGUAACUUCAAGUUUUUGUUCACAAUGCUUUUUUUUUAAUCCAGCAUGAGUUUUAUGUAUUUUGGGAUGUAUUUACUCCAUGAUCAGAAGUUGCUUUCAUGGAAAUGCACCAUUUUACUCCAUUUACCUUUAGAUACAUUGGUAUUCACAGACCAAAAGAUAAUAAGGAAAGCAAAAAAACAAACCACAGUUGGUUUAUUCACUUCAACUCUUUGGGUUUUGAGAGAAAGAGAAAUUGCAAAACACCUAAAGGUGUCUAACAAAGGAGUCCACUACACUCUGAAGAGACUAGUGGAACCUGGAAGUUAUGAUGAUAGAAAAAGACCUGGACGAAAGAGAGUUAUUGCAAAGCAGAGGAUACACAUAGCAUUGUCACCAGUAAGAGAGAUCGGCAAAAGACAGCACCACAAAUAAGGGAGGAAAUCAACCUGACAAGGUGGAAACCCAUAUCUCUGACAACCGUGAAAUGACGUUUGAGAAAGGCUGGUCUGAAGGGUUGUGUAUCUGCAAAAAAACACUACCUCGUCCACAGAACAAGAAAAAGAGAUAUGAGUGGGCAAAAGCUCACAAAAAUUGGACUUAUGAUGACUAGAAACAAGUUUGCAAUGUUUGGUUCAAAACGCAGAGUCUAUGUCCGCAGACAAACGGGUGAAUGUCUGAAAGCACUAUGUGUUACACCCACGAUUCAGCAUGGAGGUGGUAGUUCCAUGGUAUGGGGAUAGUUUGCAGGUAAUGAAGUAGGAGAUUUGUUUGAAGUAAAGGGCAUCAUGAAGAAGGAACAGUACCACUCCAUCCUCCAGCACCAUGCUGUUCCAUCUGGACUCAGACUUCAAUCAAUUAAUCAAUCAAUCAAAUUUUAUUUAUAUAGUGCCAAUUCACAACAGUCGUCAUCCCAAGACGCUUUUCAAAGAACAAGAGCAGGUCUAGACCACGCUCAUUGUUUGAUGAUCAAGAACCAACCUAAGAUGGGUUUUGGCCCAUCUCACCUAACAUGAGUAGCAGUGGCAAGAAAAAACUUCCUUUUAACAGGCAGAAACCUUGGGCAGGACCAGACUCAUGCCAGACAGCCACCAUGCCGCUGCUGGGUUGGGGAGGAAUGUAGAGAGAUAGAUGGAGAGGGAGGGAGAGGGAGAGGGAGAGAGAGAGAGAGAGAAUGAGUAAGGAGAGGGAGGGGGAGGGAGAGAGAGUAGAGAACGAGGGUGAGAGAGACAGGGGACAGCAGAAACAACAGCAACAACAGCUCAUGUAAUGGUGAAACAGAAUGAAUUUAGUUUACAAGGUUAGGAUAUGAGUAAUUAUGGACUAUGUUAAAUUAAUUUAAUGUGAUUACAGUCAGCAGGCCUAAUAUUAGUCAACUCUAGUUUUAUGUUAUUAAUGUCAGUGAGGCUGAUGAUUUAUUUGUUGUUAUGUUAAUGUUUAUGCCUCUGGCACAUUACUUUGUUAUUACUAGUGUUUAUUACCUCUGGCUCUUCUAAGGCCCUAUCUUUGAUUAUCUAAGGCUUAUCGUUCCUCUGUUAUUUAAGGUUAAGGAAAAGUUCAUUCUGCGGGUUGUUUUGAUUGCUUUUUUUUUUUCCAUAAUAAAACUUUGUUAAAUGAUUUCAGGGCGUGUAUAAGUACUUUUUAAACAUUUUGAACAUAUUUCAACAAUACCGUGAUAAUUUUGGUCACAAUAAUCAUGAUGUGAAAUUUUCAUAUCGUUACAUCCCCAGGAUCGGAGUCAGACUUUAGAAGAGAGAGAGACCUGAGCUUUUAUUUUGAAAGGAUUCAGAACAAUGACACACACACACUGUCCUCCCUUUUUUGUAAUUUACUCGGUCUCUGCAGACUUUUUUUUUUAAAAGACGUUGACAUGAGUAUACGGAUCAGCUGAUUAACCUGUUCUCUCUGUCCUUCAGCUGACCAGGUGUACGGGGAUCAGGACAUGCAUGAAGUGGUCAGGAAACACUGCAUGGACUACCUUGUGAGUAAUUGACCUCUGACCUCUUCACAUUCACCUGAACCCGCGGGUCACGCUCCAGUCCAUGUUUUUAUCAAAUCUGUUUUUUUCCCUCCAGAUGAAGAACGCAGACUAUUUCUCCAACUACGUGACAGAGGACUUCACCACAUACAUCAACAGGAAGAGGAAAAACAAUUGCCAUGGCAACCACAUCGAGAUGCAGGCCAUGGCGGAGAUGUACAACAGACCAGUGGAGGUGUACCAGUACGGCACAGGUGAGUCCGUCUGUCCGAGAAGAACCGAACAAGUAAUCAGCCAAUCACAUCUGACUGAGCCGACCCUCCGUCUCCUCUACAGAACCAAUCAACACCUUCCACGGCAUCCACCAGAACAACGACGAGCCAAUCAGAGUGAGUUACCAUCGCAACAUCCACUACAACUCUGUGGUGAACCCGAACAAGGCCACGAUCGGGGUCGGACUGGGCCUGCCCGCCUUCAAACCAGGGGUAUGUUCACAGCUGGUGAGCGAGCUGAGGAUUCUGUGAGUGUUCUGCAGAAUCUGACGGUCCGUUCUCUCCCUCAGUACGCCGAUCAGUCUCUGAUGAAGUCGGCCAUCAAGACGUCGGAGGAGUCGUGGAUCGAGCAGCAGAUGUUAGAGGACAAGAAGAGAGCGACGGACUGGGAGGCCACCAACGAGGCCAUCGAGGAGCAGGUGGCCCGGGAGUCCUACCUGCAGUGGCUUCAGGACCAGGAGAAGCAGGCCAGACAGGUAAGGGGGCAGGGUCAGGAGGUCCGUUAUUAAACAGAUUCCUCCGUUUGAAGCCGAUAUCAGAGAAUGGUGCUGCAUUCGAGUUACCUCAGAAGUCAGACGUCCGAGCUGAAAAUGAAGUCACACCCAAGUUCCCAGCAUUUCAGUUACCAAGUCAGAAAAAGCUAAAUCAGAGGCAGGAACAAGAUGGCUACAUCAUACGAAAGCUAUUUUAGCACUUGCCUUGUCCGUAUGUAAGGUGAGCGCUAAAGUACGAUAGCUUUGUCUACGGAAGUUACUUUAGUGCUUGCCUUGUCCGAAUAUAAGGCAAGCGCUAAAGUAACUUUGGUAGAUGUAGCCAUCUUGUUUCUGCCUGAGAGUUUGCUUUUUUCCGACUUGGUAACUGAAACACUGGGAACUCGGGUUUGACUUCAUUUUCAGCUCCGACAUCUGACUUUUGAGGUAACUUGAACGCAGCAUGGGCAGCAUUAGACAAGGUUAGGCCCGCCCCUCUGGCUCCUCAACUGUCAAUCAAACACAGACCAUAUAAGACAUCCUGUUCAUCUAUAUCCCACCCUCAGCCCCGUAAGGCCAGCGCCACCUGCAGUUCAGCGACAGCAGCUGCUUCCAGCGGACCAGACGACUGGAGCGCCCGGUCACCACGGCAACGGGACUCAGACCCCUCCCACUCUGACCUCACAACUGCCCCAUCGACCAACAACAAGCCUCCCUCUCCCGCUGGAGCCGCCCUCAUCCUGAGCAAACCCCCCUCUCCCUGCGCGCCAGGUGACGCACGCACACACACACACACACACACACACACACACACACGUUUGUUAUCACUGACAAUACACACUCAUAUCAUGUCAAACUAAAGCUGCGUGUGCGUGUGCGUGUGCGUGUGUGUGUGUGUGUGUGUGUGUGUGUGUGUGUGUGUGUAGGUCCCAGUAAUCAGACUCGUCAUCAUUUGGAGUACAGAGCCAUCAUGCAGGAGAUGUCACCUACAGCCUUUGGUAAGAUGCUCCCAUGAUGUUACUUCCUGCUCUCCACUCUCAGAAGUGUCUUUUUUCCUUGUUUGUGAUUUGUUGCGCCCUGAAAUCCAGAGUCCAGGUCCUAGCUUCGAUGGGGGGGUAACACUUUCUGACUUUCAGUUUCCUUUCUGUCCAUCUGUGAACCGAAGUCUGGACUCUGUGAUCCGAGCUCGGUGAUGAAGCCGUUGGUCGUUUUCUUUUGUUUACAGUCUAAACUCAACAGGAAGAACCUGUGCAGAGCAGAGAGGUGUGUGUGUGUGUGUGUGUUUUAUCAUAGGUUUUCAGAACCAGUGUGUGUGUGGAGGAGUGUGUUUUCUAUCAAAGUCCAGACAGAACCUUCUGCAGGUGUCUGUCUGAGGAUCAGAUCAAAUUUGGACAGAACCAGAACUUUUUCAGAGAUAGGGAAGGAGGAUAGGAAAGGAAAAUAAGAAAGGAGAAUAGGGAAGGAGGAUAGAAAAAGAGCAUAGGGAAGGAGGAUAGGUAAGGAAGAUAGGGAAGGGGGAUAGGGAAAGAAGAUAGGGAAGGAGGAUAGGAAAGGUUGGAGAUGAGGUGAUGUCCCAGCUGUGUUUGAUGGCGACAGUUUUGAUUGAUUGAUUGAAGUUUAUUUCAAAUAUGCAAACCUAAGUAUAAAAAAUAAAACAAGAAAAGUAAGGCAAAACAUUUAAACAUUAAACGUAGAAAUACAGAUUGGAAAAGGAGUGAGGAGAAGAAGAAUAACUUAUGAACUCCCACCCCUUCCCUUUAAAUAAAAAGUGGCCACACCAAGCUUCCUUGCAACCUGUUUAGAUGUACCUGAUAAUUAUGAUAAAGUACAUUCAUGACAUUGUAUUUUAAAACAAAAUCUACAUCCACUUAAUACAGCACACACAUGAAAACAACAAAACCAAAUAAAACAAGAAAGAUACAAAAACCAACACUUAAUGCCCCCCAAAACCUUCCUCAUCCCUGUACCUCUUCAAAAUAGUGUCUUUAGACCUCAUUUUAAACUGUGUAAACAUGUUUGAACAUUCUGCUUUAACUCUAUAGAAAACCUGUUCCAUAGUCUCACCGCACUCACUCAAACACAAAAACCCUUCCUCUUUGUCCGAAUUAAAGUUAUAUUAAAGUGAAUUUUUCCCCUUAAAUUGUAACUUCCUUCACGCAUACUGAAUAAUUUCUGUAUAUUGAUUGGAAGAUGAUUAUUAUUAGCUUUGAACAUUAUUUGAGCUGUUUGAUAUUCCACAAUGUCUGUGAAUUUUAACAACUCAGAAAACUGCAGAAAUAAGAAGUGUGUGUGUUCCUGAUAGCCGACAUUGUGUAUAAGUAUUGCUCUUUUUUAAAGAUGGUUGGUGACUGUAGUGAUGUUUUAUAGUUGUUGCCCCAAACCUCAGCACAGAAUGGAAGUAUGGUGAGAUUAGAGAACAGUAAAGAGAAUGAAGUGAUUUCUGAUCCAAGACCAUUUUUUGCUUUGUUUAUUAUUGCAAUGCUUCUUAAGACUUUGAUUUGUACGGUGUUUUUACAUCAGUGCUUGGGCUGGGCGAUAAAACGAUAACAGUAUAUAUCGAAAAUAAAUUUCCCUCAAUAUCAAUAUAAAACAUGGUCAGUAUGCUUUUCAAUAGUCGUCAUUCUGUCAUGUUUUGGUAGACUAUACGAAUAGCCAAUGAAAAGGGGAGUUGCUCCGGGUCUGCUUCUGGCUGAACCAAUCAUAUGCUGAAUUAGAACCAAGUAUUAAACAACUGCGUCGUAGCAGACGGCAGCUACACACAACCAUGUCACUUUAACAGGUGAAGCCGACAGCACCGUUGGUGAGAAAAAGAGAAAAUGAGUGCACCCCCCGACAGAAAUGACGAUGAAGGCUCAACAGAUGACGACAUCGUCGACAACACUGGCACGAAAACGUCGGUGGUGUGGAGGUAUUUUGGUUAGUUGAGGUCGGACAUGAAGCAGAGUAAUGUGUACGGUAAAAUAUGUCGAAUACAUGUUCUCACAAAGUCGGGGAAUACCUCAAAUCUUUUUCACCACCUGAAGCAGCACCACGCCACAGAGCACACGCAACGUAAAAGGUUACAAACCCUGAGAGGAGCAAGGAGCCCAUGGCGCCUGUGCAGCCAGAACAGAUGACCAUUCAGUCUGCUUUCUCUAGAGCAACGCCUUAUGACAAAAUGUCAAAGAGACACAAAGACCUCACAGAUGCAGGAGAUUAUUAGAAAAGACAUGCGACCAAUAAACACUGUUAAAUUUCAUUUUUUUUAAGUCAUAAUAUAUAGCGUUAUCGACUGAUAUUAAAAAAUAUAUUGUGAUAAACUUUUUACCAUAUUGCCCAGCCCUAAUCAGCACUCAAACCACUGAACUGUGUUUGGUUUAAGACGUUGUCUGUACAAAAACAUGGUCCAUCAGUGCAGCCGCUGAUACACGUACAUCACUCACACAGGUGACAGAGACCCGGUGUUAAAAGAGUGUUGUGUGUGUGUGUGUGUGUGUGUGUGUGCGUGUGCACUCAGGUCUGACAGACUGGGAGGACGAUGAGAUCUUGGCCUCGGUGCUCGCCGUCUCUCAGCAGGAGUAUCUGGACAGCAUGAAGCACCAGAGCACCGCCGCCAUGCACCGAGAGAGGGAGCCGUCGCCCGACAGCAGCUGAUAGCCGGCUUGCACAUAUACAUUUACACACGCACACACACACGCACACACAAUGACCUUUGACCUCCUCUCCUGCCCCACCCUACACUCCUGAAUCCCUUGCCCUUAGCCCCGUCCCCUCUGACCCUCAGAAGGAGACCGACCAGGGAAAAAAUAAACAGAAGAAGAAAUGGACAUUAGUUUUUUCUCCUCAUUCAUUUGCUCUUCAUCUCUCCAUUCUGUCGUCUCCUCCUUCCUUCCUUCCUUCCUUCCUUCCUUUCUUCCUUCCCUGUCUCCUUCCAGCCUUUCCUUCCUCCCUCCUUGACCCCUCAUGGUCCAGCAUUAACAGAAAACUCAUUUUACUUUCUGGUCCCUGCCGGCGUCGUGGGAUCAGUCCAGACUUUCACUUCCUGACAUCGAACCUUCAGCAGUCCUCGCUCUUCGGUCCAAACCGGUUCUUCUUCAGGUGGUCCUCGUGUUCCGCGGUGUUAGCUUUGAGGCUAGUUCAGAUCAGAGAGGCUAACCAGCGCUAAAACAUGGUUGACAGUGUAUCUUGGCAUCUUUUAGGCUAUGUUAGCGUGUUCUUUAGCUCUGAGCUAACACCUGAAGUCUUACUUUGUUCAAAGCUAGUCCCUCUAACUACGCUAAUUAGCUGUGUCGCUGUUAGCUUAGCGCUGGUAUUCUCUGUAGCUGGUUUCGGCAGCUGUUCAUGUCGGGAAUGCUAAUCAGUUAGCAAGCUAGCACCUGAAGUCUUACAUUAUUUCCAAGCUCGCUCCUGUGGUUUCCAGGUCCAUCGCUAACAAGUUACGUUGCUGUUAGCUUAGCCACCAAUAGUAAUAUGAUAAUCGUCUGCCGGCAGCCAUUUUGUUGUGGGAGUCAGGCAGGAGAAGACGGCCAUUUUAAAGGUACUGUAUACGUGUUUCUGUGGCACUCAGUUAGCCUGUUAGCGUCACCUGGAGUCUUGGUCACUGCUAACGACGCUAACAAACCGCUAACCGCUAAAUCAUGUCCUCAUUUCCUCUGAACUCACCAUCUCUCUUUUGUCCUUCUACAAAAUGGCGGCCGGCAGCGUCCUCACCCUCCUGCUUUCCCUCCCUCCUCCUCCUCCUCCUCCUCCUCUUCUUCAUCACCUCCUUCAUCUUCAUCAUCAUCGUCAUCAUCUGACUUAUUUAGCUGCAUGUUUAAUUGACCACGACCAAUAUCAUCAUAGAGAAAAGCCACAAAUAAAAAAGGAGAAAAACUGCGAAUUGUCAUACUUAUCCUCUUAAUGAUUGAUUAUUGUUGUUAUUAUUAAUAUUAUAAGUUUGUUUUAUUUUAUUUUCUUGUUUGGGAUGAAAAGAUCUUUUUUUUCUUGGAAUAAAAAGAGGAAAAUGUUUCUGAAAAAUA